UACUGAAAAUGGAGAUUUUAUUAUGGGAAGUGUCAGACAACAUUAUAAUAGUAAUAUGAACUUUACCAGCAAUUUUGAAAUUUUUCAUUCUUUGUCUAAAGAAAACUACAAAAGUAAUAUUUAGCAAGUGCUUUUUUCCCUGACGUUCUCCCCUGUCUUUUUAGAAAGGCACCCAAGAACUUCUGAAGUAUCUAAGAAGCAAAAUCCAAGAUGAUAUAACUAGCCCAAGCGAGGAACCUCCUGUGACAGCCAUGACUCUUCCAAGCGAGUCAAGAAUUAACGUGCAUGCCAUAACUGCAUUAAAAUUGCUAGAAUAUAGUGAGAAACAAGCAGCUUUGAUUCCUGAUGAAGUAUUUAACGCAGUAGGAAGCAAUCCUGUCACCACAGUAAACUUGAGCAAGAAUCAGCUCAGUGAAAUUCCUGCCAGGAUUGUAGAGCUGAAAGAAUCAGUUUGUGAUGUCAAUCUUGGCUUCAAUAAGCUCUCAUCCAUUUCCUUGGAGCUCUGUUUGCUUCACAGAUUGACACACGUGGAUGUCAGAAAUAACUUUUUGACAUCUUUACCUGAAGAAAUGGAAGCACUUACAAAACUGCAAAUAAUCAAUCUUGCCUUUAAUAGGUUUAAAAUAUUUCCCAGUGUCCUUUAUCACAUCCCAACACUUGAAACUAUCCUGCUUAGUAACAAUCAAGUUGGAUCUAUAGAUCCUUUCCAGCUGAAGAAGAUGGACAAGCUUGGCACCUUAGACCUUCAGAAUAAUGACCUCCUACAGGUGCCACCAGAACUUGGAAACUGUGAAACUCUGAGGACACUUCUGCUGGAAGGAAACCCGUUCCGCACUCCUCGAGCAGCCAUUUUGGCAAAAGGAACAGCUGCAGUACUGGAAUAUCUAAGAAGCCGAAUUCCUACUUGAUCAUAGUCAAGUUUUCGUUUCUUUGUUGGGUUCAUGAAUUAAAGUGCAAGCAAAGUUUGUCCAGUGCAGCAAACUUAGUCUUCCCAGUUGUCAACUAUAUUAAAUUGGCCUGUGCCAUAAAGUAUUUGUAGUCUGCAUGUUGAGAAAGGUACCCAACAAUUUUAGAGUUUUUUCCAAAGUUACACAUCUGAACACCAAGUUAAAAACAUCACUGUCUCUGGAAUUAUACCCUGUAAAUUCAGGAUUUCUUUGCAUAUUGGUUUCAGUAAUUUUUUCUACAAGUCCAUUUUUUAACUUUUCCAAAUGUCAAAAGACUUGUGUAAAAGUGCAAAGUAAGCUUUCUGAAAGGUUGUAUUGUAUGGAAUUCCCAGACCAUAUGUUUUGUGGCAGCUAAUCAAUUUUAACUGUUGCAUCAAGUAUCAUUAUAUGUUACCUAUCUGCCUGUUCUAAAAUGCCCCAAACCUUAAAUUAUAGAAUUAUGAUAUAACAAAAAAGGCAAGGGUAAGGAUUGAAAUGUGCUACAAAGGGUGUACAUGUUUACAGUAAAACUGAUCAAAAUUUACUUUGUUACUAGCACACUUUAAAACAAUAAAUGCUUCCUAUUGGAUGUCAAUUGUCACCUCUGUUUGUUGUAGAAAAUGCACAAUUGAGAUGUCACAUUAAUAUUUCAUUAACUUGACAUAAAAACAUGCCUGUUCAGGCUGGAAGUGGCACCUUUGUCAGUCUUAACUGCUAUGUGGCUGCAAAUAGAUUUCUCUUUUCUUAGGCUUGACAUGCCUUGAAUGAUAGAUUAUAUAAGGACUAGUCAUGCGUAGCUCUACAUUGAUGGUUAUUCUUUGGAUGUGAAGUAUUCAAUAUGUAGGUUCAAAGUGUCUUAAAAAUUAAUAGCUGCCAGGUUUUCAAGGCUAUGUUGUCUGGAGAAUUCCACACUACUGUGGUAAUAUGUAGAUAACUCAGGAUGUCUAUGUACUAUAAUUCCAUGUGGCACUCUGCCCAGGCUAAUCAGCCUGCUGAGAAGUAGUCAGGACUCAGCUCUACACUAAUGCAGCUAUACUGCUUCUGUGGCCUGCUAGGUAAUUUAGGGCUAGCUUAGGUAUCUCUAGGCAGUACUAUGCACAUCUACACGAGACGCUUUACUGCGGAAUAAUGUAGUUUACUAAGCAGUAAGCAUGUGUGUCUACAUGUGCACAUGAUUACUGUGCAGUAAACCUCACUAAUCACAAGUAAAUUUGCUACCUGCAAAUGCAAACAGCAAAUUUUCUUGUGAUUAGUAACAGUGCAGUAGUAUGCAUGUAGAUAUCUGACCAGGAGCAAAUCUGCUCCCAGUCAGCUGGCCACCAGGGGGCGGGAGAUUGCUCCCUGCCCCUGAAAGCUGCUGGGGCAGGCUUUGCCACCAGAUCCUGGGUGGGGACCAUGGUUCCCUGCCCUGGCAGCAGGGAGCUCCAAGACCCCCACUCUGAGAUCAUGAUCAGGGAGCGGGGUCUAGGAGAUCCUUAUCUCCCAGCCCGAGCUCCACAGUCACAGGGCUUGGGCUGGGAGACCCUUCUCUUCCAGCCUGAUGAGGUCUCCGAGCCUGAGCCCCACGACAGUAGAGCUUGGGCUGGGAGAUGAGGAUCUCCUAGCACCGGCCACACGACCAUGGAAUUGGCACUGGGAGCUCUGUGCUGGCUGGGGCUGGAGAACCUGUCCCCCACCCAGCUCAAUGAACACAGAGGCUCCCCAGCUUGUUUCCCACCCAGCUCUGCACUCAUGUAGCUGGGUGGGGAACAGACUCCCCAGCCUCUGCCCCGUAAUCAUGGAGUAGAGGCUGGGAACUGUCCUGGUUAGAAGCAGGUCCCAGCCCUGUGCCGUGAUUGGUUAACCGAGGCACAGGGCUUGGAAAGAGCUACAGGUGAGGUAGGUCCCAGCUUCCUGUCCCAAUCUGGUGGGGCAGCUAGCAGCAAACUAGCUCCUAACUGCCCCACCAGUGCAUCAGGGCAGGAGGGCUGGAACCUGCCCCUCCCCUGCAGCUCUUUCCAAGUCCUUGCCCCUGAUCGGGGAGCCAGGGCCAGGUGCUCCCUACUGCCAUGCCAGGGGGAUCUUGUCCCCACCCUGGUGGCAGGCAGCUGUUGGUGGCAGGGUAUAAUGUCCCAGCCCUGCCAGCCCUUGUGAUGGCACCCAGGUGGAGCCUAGAGCUCCCCCUGGUGGCAGCAGGGGCCCAUUGCAGGGCCCCAGGAAGUAGGAGCAUUUUGCUGCCAUUAGCAGCAAAU
Alligator sinensis (Chinese alligator) is the source of this 3157-nucleotide messenger RNA. Its product is annotated as leucine-rich repeat-containing protein 40-like. The record is from RefSeq and is a predicted model, not a curated record. Gene Ontology annotation, molecular function: protein binding. Bases 252 to 908 code for a protein of 218 amino acids. NCBI's taxonomy places the organism in Eukaryota, Metazoa, Chordata, Crocodylia, Alligatoridae. The transcript is spliced from 7 exons.